Molecule: messenger RNA, 2020 nt
Organism: Sabethes cyaneus
Lineage: Eukaryota; Metazoa; Arthropoda; Insecta; Diptera; Culicidae
Exons: 5
Coding region: 1-1713 (570 amino acids)
Source: RefSeq, a predicted model, not a curated record
AUGUCCUCUGUUAGUGAUUAUCGCGAUGAGAUUCCGAAACGAUUACUUGAUCACUUACUUCUUGUUGAACGGAUUGUUCUGCAUCGAAAGAGUUCAGUGCUAGUUCUAUUAACCAGAGACCACCGGCUUAUGGAAGUUAAAGAGCGCGCAAUUUUGACUGCCAUUGAUUUGGCAGAAUAUGUUACCAAAACAGAAUCAAUAUCUCCCAUGUCCGGUUUGUUUGGAGGGGUUUCGCCACAGGACAACUCCGAACUUGUCGACAAGGAAGCAAUUGCACUGACAGUGUUCCGUUCAAACGAUGGCACCGAACGAAGGUUUUUCUAUCUUAUUGCCGUCAAUCGUAAACUGGUCGCUGCUGAAAGAAAAGAUCAGCCGGUUUUAAGGUUGGUCCAUGUAGAAACGUUUGAAAGUUACAUUAAGCAUGAGAUUACCGGACGAGAGGAACGUACGGGACUGCCUGUCGUUAGGAUUUAUGUUGAAUAUCAAUUGGAUCCGAUCGUUACAGACUUUCAGUGUUAUAAAAUCGAGGAUGCGAAAGAUUGUGCAAAUAAUUUUACCUGUUUUGCGGACACUCUGAAGACGUUGCGGGAGCAAACCAAUAAAAGCCGAGCAGAGCUGGCCUCGAUUCGUUCCAUGACGGGAGAAUUGUUCGAGAGGCUGAACGACAGCUACAAGCAAGUGCCGGGCUUGCUUCGAACGGAAAACCCCGACGAAAAGCGGCCACUGGUAAAGUACGGUGAUGUUUGGAUGAAAGUACACAACGAACAGCUGGUGCUAGGAUUUCCGGUUUUCAACUGUACGUACAAAAGGCGCCUUACGCUGAUUAAUUUGAAAUUGUUACUAAACAAUCGUUCAAAAAAUCAAUUCGAUUAUACGUUUAAAUUCUACCAGUUGGAAGACGAUGAUUUCGAAUUUAAAAACUACGAGCAAAUACUGCAAGCAGAGGAUAUCAUUUCGGAUGUACCACUUUUCCAGCAGGAAUGGGGUGUACCGAAGGUGAACGCGCUUCACGCCGAGCAAACGGCAGUUUUUGUUGCCACAAUGAAGCUUUCCUCAGCACUCGAUCAGCUCAAACACUCGACCGUCUUUGAAUGCUUUGUAAAUUACAACGUCGCUACGGUGGAGAAAGAUCUAUGCAAUCCCCUGCAGUUGUACAUUGGAAAUGUCGAAGUAACCAGAAAGGAUUUGUACAGCCAUAGCUUAGCAAUUACCUUCAAUGAUCAACGGUACCUAACCAAUGACCUGCUGGCCGUGACGGUAACUUCCGAGUUUCUGUCUCUCGAAAUCACAUUCCAGAAAAGUCCCUCCCAUGGCCUUGAUCGGUUUUGUAGGGAGGUGUUGAAAUUUAGUCCAGUCAACUUACCCAACGCCACCGAUCUACAGGAACUUCCAAAUAUAUUUUACUCCGCUGAUAGCGGGUAUUGGCAGGCCGUGCUGAUAAGAUUAGACGAGCUGAAAACGUUGAAACAAAAGAUAAAACUCUACGCUAGAUGCAAACAUCAAAUUGUGACGUUCAUACAAGCUGUUUAUUCCGAUUAUGAAGAACAGUGUUCUAUCGCUCUAUCAGCCAACCAAACUCCAUCACUGCUUGAGUUUAAAGAUAGUUUAUUGAAUGAACUUAAGGUUAAAAUUGAUAAUCCACUAGCCUUACAGGAGAUCCUUUCUCACGAACUGAAAACUGAUUGUAUCUAUUCUACACUAAAGAUAAACUGAAUCACUGUUACAAAACUUUACAUAGGAAUAUUCACGAGACCAUCACCGUUACCGUUGCCGCGAUUAUCUAUGCCAACAUGGAUGUUAACAUAUCGACCAAUCCGUUGACUUUCUUCACCUUCCUCGGGUUCAAGCUCAUCCCUUUUCAACGCUUCCUUUGGGGAUGAUUCAUGUGGUUGUUCUUUAACGGGCUCCUUCUCGUAUGGUUCCGGAUCCUGUUCGCCAUCUCCGUCGUGCAGGAUGUCAACGAAAACGGAAACUAGCGGAUCGUUCGAUGGAAAAUGAUGCGAAGAGCUGGACAGCACCG